Messenger RNA from Morchella importuna, 549 nucleotides. RefSeq lists its product as uncharacterized. The record is from RefSeq and is a predicted model, not a curated record. NCBI's taxonomy places the organism in Eukaryota, Fungi, Ascomycota, Pezizomycetes, Pezizales, Morchellaceae. The coding region runs from base 1 to 549 and encodes 182 amino acids. The transcript is spliced from 2 exons.
AUGUCGUUACCAGCAACCACGACCCCAACUAUCGGCGACAUCACCACCGUUGCCGCCAAUGCGCCUCUACCUCCCCCAACCUCGGCUCAUCCACUCGUACCAGCCCCCUUCCCCACCUCCUCCAACCCCGUAGUUCUGGCCGAACACCUCCGACAACAGCAGCGCGCCCACGCCGCCGAGGUUCAGAGGCUUACCCAGCGCGCCGAGGCCGCCGAGGCACGUGCCACGCUCGCCGCAAACCGUAUCAAGGCCACAUCGAGAAGGUACACGGAACAGCACACCGGUGGCCCUGGUACCAGCAUCCUCAUGGUUGGAGGCCAGCGCUUCACGGUACCGUACGAGCUGAUCGCGAGGUUCAAUUGGAUGAGGGGCGCAGUGAAAAAGGCGCUGGCGGCCGUAGAGGGGGGCACGCCCACAUUGAGGGACUUUGCAUUAGUUUAUGGGGUGGCCUUUGGGGAUGAGGAGAGCGACGGUGAGGGAAGGACGGGGAAGAGGAAGAGGGAGGAGAGCCCCAAUGAUGAUAAUGAGGGGUCUGAUGUGGCGGAAUGA